AUGUCGUCAAGGAGCACAGAAAACAAAGAUGACGAUCAGCGUGGCUCCAUGGUUCAAAGUCGUCUCGGUGCAGCAUGUAAGAUCAAUAGUAUGAUGGUAGUUUGGGGUAGCCUCGACUCAAAAAAGGGGAGGGUUGAUCCGGGGAUUGUCACACGCCUGCAGCCGUCUCAUUCCUUGUCUCCGGUUCUCGGCGCAAUCUGCAGAGUCGGCUUCCCCCAAGGUUUCCAGUCCUGCCCGACUCUGUCAGUAGUUCCAGCGAGGCGGUGUCGGGGUGGCAAGGGACCCGUUCGACGUACGGGGGAUCAACUGCGGGGGAUCCCGGGGGUUUUCGACCGCCAGCCUGGUAACCCCCGUCCUCGUCCAGAUGGGCCCUGGGGAAAUCGCAAGCCAAUUGUGGCCAGCGGAUUAGAACUCAUCAGAGCCAUCGGGAAGGCCGGGACGGCUAGGUCUCAGGACCGCCUAGAUUUUGUGGCUCCGAAAGACUUCCGAAUGGGCAAUCCGAUCUGGGGGAACACGGAAUUUCGAAGGAUCUCCCCUGCGAGUUUUGUCCGAGAGAAUCGCGAGCAUGCUGAACCAUGGAUGAUAUGCGCCCCACGCCAAUCCACAUCGGCGUCCGCUGUAACUGGUCUCGAUGGCAAGGUAAGGAGCUGGGGUACCUCCCCCACGGCGCUGCUGCAGGGUCCGCUGGCGUUCAGAUGUUGCCUAGUCCGUCCAAUAUCACUGCCGUCAUGCGCAUCCGAGUUAACUCAUGUUGUUACCCUGGUACAAGUGGACACUAUAGAUACAUCGAGGAAGAUGCUCUCGAACAAGAUCAAUGCCCUGCUUGCAGCGAUCUGGAUGGCUGAUGGAGAGCGGUGCUUCCUUGGUUGCCCCGCGCGAGGCAUUGGCACAAACUGGUAA
Penicillium argentinense is the source of this 900-nucleotide messenger RNA. RefSeq lists its product as uncharacterized. The coding region runs from base 1 to 900 and encodes 299 amino acids. NCBI's taxonomy places the organism in Eukaryota, Fungi, Ascomycota, Eurotiomycetes, Eurotiales, Aspergillaceae. The record is from RefSeq and is a predicted model, not a curated record. The transcript has a single exon.